UAAGGCAGUAGGAGGAGACUUUCACAAUGAAUGGGAGUUCUGGGAACACAUGUUUACUGAAGUUGUCUGGCUGUGCAGGGAAAGGAAGCAGAGAGAGGAAAGGAACACAACAAGAGCUCCUUAUAUACUUCCAUUCAUUUUUUCAACUGGUACCAGGGGACGUUCAGACGAGUCUUGUGAGGCCUGUUGGUCUCCUAGGGGAAAACAACCAACAUGUACGUGUUCGUGAGAGUAUCACCUUUACACAGAGGGGUGACAGGCUCUGCUGUCUCUCAAGUUGGGCCAUAUCUCUUGGCUGGACUUACUCAAUGAUCAUUGCACAAGUUAGCUCAGUGAACACACACAACCCUUUAACCCAAUUCAUCAAUGUUUUCAAGAACAUUGAGGACCUCAAGAUGUAACUAUACUUAUGGACAGACUAGCAUGAGGCAUCUAAGAACAUCAUCCCAGAAACACUGAACACCAAUGGCAGAGGAGCACAGUAACAGGAGCACAGGUCAAAUGUGACGUCAUAUCAGGCAGUAAUCACUGACUUCUUCUCAUACCAGUCCCCGUCAGCCGUAUAGUUCUGACCUCUGUUUCCAAGAUUUCAUGAUCACAUGCACCAUACCCAGUAGUACACUCUAUACCCUCUCACCCAUCUGGAAGCCCUGACAUAGACUGAGCAGUAGGUAGACUCAUCACCCAGGACACCAUUGGACACUCCGCACUUCAGAGAUGACCGGUACCCAGCUUCUAAACUACCCUGCCACAGACUCUCCCUUCAGGUCUCCCAACUCCCACUCUAUUCAGCUCCAUUCAGUUGCCAUGACAUCCCCAAUCCCCCCUCUUUCCCAGGCCGCCACGGUCACCUCGCCGCAGCUCCCUCCGGCCCUGUGGCCCCCACUGGACUUUGCCUUGGGUGCGUUGUCGUGCUGCGGGGCCUGUGUGUUCACUAACCCCCUGGAGGUGGUGAAGACGCGACUGCAGCUGCAGGGAGAGCUGCGGGCGCGGGGGACCUACCAGCGGCACUACCGCGGGGUGGUCCAGGCCCUAUGGGUGGUGGGUAGAACAGAUGGGCUACGCGGGCUGCAGAAGGGGCUCUCGGCUGGGCUGUUGUACCAGGGUUUGAUGAACGGUGUGAGGCUGGGCUUCUACUCCUACUGUGAUGCCGUGGGGAUCACUGCAGCCCCUGGAGGGAGUCUGAUGUCAGGAGCCAUUGCCGGGGCUCUGGGUGCCUUCAUCGCCUCUCCUGCCUAUCUGGUGAAGACACAUCUGCAGGCCCAGACAGUUGAGGCCAUCGCAGUGGGUCACCAGCACAACCAUCAGGGGGUGUCGAGUGCCUUCGCCAAUAUCUACUGGCGGGAGGGCGUGGUGGGGCUGUGGAGGGGUGUGAACGGGGCUGUGCCUCGAGUCAUGGUGGGAUCAGCUACCCAACUGGCCACCUUCAGCUCCACCAAAGAAUGGGUGGCACGCCUGCAGUGGUACAGUCCAAACAGCUGGCUGGUUGCCUUGACAGCUGCCUGUAUCAGUGGAGUAGCAGUGACAAUCACCAUGACCCCGUUUGAUGUCAUCAGCACCCGCCUCUACAACCAGCCAGUGGAUGAGCAUCAUAGUGGUCGUCUGUACCAGGGCUUCUCAGACUGUCUGGUGAAGGUGUGUCGGACCGAAGGUGUGCUGGGACUUUAUAAAGGCAUGGGUCCUGUAUUCUUCCGCCUGUGCCCUCACACCAUUCUCAGCAUGCUCUUCUGGGACCUGAUGAGACAGAGAGCCUUCCAGGACGCCCAGAACCAGAGCUGAAGAGAAGAGGAUAUUCAGCCAAUCCUGGAUGACAAUGGAAGUUGAAUUUUAAAAUAAUGAUUCAUUACUAAACCCAACAGGUUUUGGUCUGUUGCCUUCGUCAGAGCCAGACCUGAGACAGAGGGCCUCAUACGGUUUAAUAAUUGACAGGUCCAUUGGUGGAGAGAAGGAGAGACAUCGAGGAGUAGACACUCUUGCACUCACUCAGUGGUUGACAGAAAUGAUACAUAAUGGCUUGACAUACAUCACUUAACUUAAACAAUUUGUUCCAUCUCCAGUUUAUUUGACUGACACUGCAAGUUCCUGGACAGUGAUGUUGAAGGAGGAUAUGGAAGAUGAGACUCACUCCAUGCCUUAAAGGGGCAAUCAGCAGUUGCUAUAUACAUUUUUGGACUUAUACAUAAAUUAUAUGUAUUCAUUGAUUCUUAAAGAAUAUAACUUAGAAUUUCUCCAUGAGCUUAGUUCAAAUGGAAUACCCCAUCAGAACCCAAAAUAGAAGCUUGUUUUACUCCAGUGUUUGUAAACAAAGUGUAAAUGUAAAUAAACACUAUAAAUCCUCAAAACAUGGUUACAACUAUAAUUUUGAUAUCAUGGAUGGUCAGUCCUUGCAUCCACAGUUCUGUCUAUGGAUUUAAGAGUGGUUACAUUUCUCAAGCCACAUCCCUCAACUUUGACCAAAACAGGAAUCGGGGAGGUCUCUUGUAUUUUUUUUAUGGAUUCAACUGCUGAUUGCCUCUUUAAGAUCAAAAGUCAAACUGUGCACAAGAAGGCCCAUUAUUAAUGAAGCAAGACGAAGGUUGGUCAGAUCAACAAUUCUGUGUAAUAUGUGGCUUUUAUUCUAGGUUAGUGACCUAGAUAAUUUUGAGGCAACAGUUUUACUGAUAUUUUGGUCAUUUCCAUGUAAUGUGUGAAAAUAAAAAAGCUUUGACUUGUGCAUGUCUGAAGAUGAGAAAAAUGUAAGAUAAAUUGAACUAAUUGAAGUAUAUGUAUAAUUUUUUAUAUUGAAUUGCCAUUAAUAAAGACCAUUCUACUUUAAAAU
Molecule: messenger RNA, 2818 nt
Organism: Oncorhynchus mykiss (rainbow trout)
Lineage: Eukaryota; Metazoa; Chordata; Actinopteri; Salmoniformes; Salmonidae
Product: solute carrier family 25 member 34
Source: RefSeq, a predicted model, not a curated record